Sesamum indicum (sesame) is the source of this 851-nucleotide messenger RNA. Its product is annotated as nodulin-related protein 1. NCBI's taxonomy places the organism in Eukaryota, Viridiplantae, Streptophyta, Magnoliopsida, Lamiales, Pedaliaceae. The record is from RefSeq and is a predicted model, not a curated record. Gene Ontology annotation, biological process: response to heat; regulation of abscisic acid biosynthetic process.
UCCACCACUACUCCUUCCAUUUCUCCACCACAGCAUCACUGAUCGGUGUUCAUUUCUUCCAAGAUUUUCAUUUCCUCUCAACAUGGAUUUCUUAUCAAGCUUAGCCAAAGGUGAAUCCAAGCCCGACAACUCCGAUCAGAAACCCGAUCUCUUUGCCAGCGCCAAGGUGGUGGCUGAUGCUGCCCAAGCCCAGUUCCACAAUGAACCCGACAAGUACGACAAGGCUAAAGUCGCCGGCGCCACCGCUGACCUCCUCGACGCCGCCUCUCAGUACGGCAAGCUAGAUGAGACCAAGGGAGUCGGCAAGUACGUUGACCAGGCCGAGAACUAUCUCCGCCAGUACAAUACUUCCACAACCGCCGCUCCUGCCCCAGCCCCCGUCCCGGAUUCCACUGACAACAAAACUACCACCGUCGACGCUCCCGUCCCUGAUUCUGGCGAGCAUAAACCUAUCACCACAGACGCCCCUGCCCCCGUUGGUGAUUCUGAAAAGCCUUCCGGUGGGGGGGCAGGGGAUUACAUUAAGAUGGCAGAAGGUUUCUUGAACAAGGCGUCGGACGAGAAGACAGAGGGUUCAUCGCAGUCAGAAGGUGGAUACGGGGAUUUGAUGAAGAUGGCCGGCGGUUUCUUGAAGAAAUGAUGGAUGCUUUAAUCUAGUGGGCCUGGUGUUGUUGAGUAAUACAUCUUCAUCAUGUUGAUGGAGUGUUUGUUUAGUUCUUGCUCUCAUCAUGUGUUCAUCUUAUGCUUUGUAUGUUCACCAGCUUUGUGUUCCAGUUUUAUUACUUCCAAGAAUUGGAUGCUCUGUGUGAUGUGUUUUUUAGUGUAUGUAUUUGUCACUUUUGCUGUUUUGA